GUGACACUCUGGGAGGGGAAGCAGAACAAACUGUAAGCUGCUGGCGGAUCCAUCUUGCUCGAAAAAGAGACGAGGGUUGAAGCUUUCCCCCAGUUUAGUACCUUAAAGACUGCGUCGUUCCCCGUUAACCGCACUGGGGAGCCCGAGGAGGGGCUGUGCCGCUGUUUGUAGGAUGUCCCGACAUGAGGGUGUGAGCUGUGAUGCGUGUUUGAAAGGGAACUUUAGAGGAAGACGGUUCAAGUGUUUAAUUUGCUACGACUACGACCUGUGCGCAUCGUGCUACGAGAGCGGCGCCACGACAACAAGACACACGACAGAGCACCCCAUGCAGUGUAUAUUAACCAGGGUAGACUAUGACUUGUAUUAUGGAGGAGACACUUUUUCAGUAGAGCAACCGCAGUCAUUCACAUGUCCUUACUGUGGCAAAAUGGGCUUCACAGAAUCGUCCCUACAGGAGCAUGUCACCUCCGAGCAUGCAGAGACUUCUACAGAGGUGAUCUGUCCAAUAUGUGCAGCCUUGCCAGGAGGGGAUCCCAACCACGUCACAGACGACUUCACAGCUCACCUCACACUUGAACACAGAGCGCCAAGAGAUUUAGAUGAGUCCAGCAGUGUUCGACAUGUACGCAGGAUGUUCCACCCCGGUCGAGGGCUGGGCGGUCCCAGAGCACGACGGACAAAUAUGCACUUUACUAGCGGCUCCACGGGGGGGCUUUCGUCCUCCUCAUCACAAAGCUCCACCUACACCCCCAGCAACAGAGAAGCAAUGGACCCCAUAGCAGAGUUGUUGUCUCAGCUGUCAGGUGUGCGGCGUGCAGCAGGAGGGCAGAUAAACUCAUCGGGGCCUUCAGCCUCUCAGCUCCAGCAGCUCCAGAUGCAGCUGCAGCUGGAGCGGCAGCAGGCCCAGGCGGCACGGCAGCAAGUGGAGACGGGCCGGCACGCCACGCGACGCAGCAACAACCCGGGCAACACUGGCACCACCAUCCCUCCACCCAGCACAGCGACCGCCAACACUGCCACCGUGGGCGAAAGCAACCCAGCGUCCUCGUCCCACAGCUCCCAGUUCCUAUUAGCACGGUUGAAUGAACCUAAGAUGUCUGAAUCAGAGCGUCAGUUUCUAGAAGGAGAGCGCGCCGACCGCAGCCUGUUCGUCCAGGAGCUGCUCCUGUCCACACUGAUGCACGAGGAGAGCUCCUCCUCGGACGAGGACGAGCGCCGAGACUUCGCCGACUUCGGCGCCAUGGGCUGCGUGGAUAUCAUGCCUUUAGAUGUGGCGCUGGAGAACCUCCAGCUCCGAGAGAGCAGCUCUACGGGGAAGGAGCCUCCGCCGCCUCCUCUUUGAUGUCCGAGCAUCGAGCAGACUGUGUCCUCUCUGCUGCAACUGUCAGUGAUGGGCAGCCAACAGCAGCAGCCCCCCGCCCUCCCCUCUCCCUCCUCCCUCCCUCUAUUUUCUGAGUUUGUUUUUGGUGAUUGUAAUUUCAGGCCUGUCACCAUUUUUGUUACAUUGUAAACAAAAAUAAAUGAGAGCAAGUGGGAUAAAUGUGCGAGUGCGCUAAAGCAACUGAGUGAGCGAGCGAGAGAAGAGAAAUAUAUAAAUAUAUAUAAAAUAUAUAUGAAGUUGAUAAUCAAUCCACAUAACUUUCUUUUCUUUAUCAGGUUAAUGUUACAGGCAGCUGCGGCACACCUUUGCUUCCUGUGACAUGCAAACGGCUCUCCGUAUAAAUACUCCACAUUCAAAAAGUCAAAGAGGGCUGAGGCUCCUCUUAUGAAGCUGCUGUGUGUGUUCAUGACUAUUACUAAAUAAAAAGUGCUUGGAUGGGUGACCAUUACUACUGCAUGCAGUUCUUUGCAGCGUGCAUGACUUUUAAUGACCUUGUUGUCAUUAAAACCUGUUUUUUUUAUUUCGAAAAAGAUCCCAAAGCUUACAACUGUUUUUAAAAUGGUUAUCUGAAACGUGGCUACGACUUGGAAAUUGACAUAAACUGACAUGCAGAAUAGAAUUCUAACAGUUUUGUUAGAAAGAAGAGAAAAGAUUGCAUACAGCAGUAGUUUCUGAAGAAAUGCUGCAACAUGUGUGUUGAUGUUGGCCUGUGUCUCAGCUCCAGAAUGCCUUUUCAUGCAUCCGAUGAAAAGUAGAAGAAGAGAGUUUGCCUCUGAUUUGUUUUUCUAAAUGUUCUUUUUUUUAGUGAUCAGCUGUUUAGGCACCGUAAACUUCAUAAUUUAUAGACAAGUGAAGUCGCUCGACUAUGGUUUGUUGGUCUUUCACUCCUCCUUGAUAUCAGACCACAUGCUUGUUUGUUUUUCUUUUCUGGGAGCUCGAGACCUUUCACACUGCGGUUUUGUUUUCUUUCUGUUUGUUUGAUGAGAAGGUAUUCUUUUUUCUGCUAAGGUUAGCACUUUCUAUUUAUUCAUGUUUUUUCUUUCUGAUUCUUUUGAGCCUUUAAUCUGAAUAAUGCCACCUUCAUUGCCUAUACUUUGACCCUCUCUGUAAAUUACAAUGAGAUGUAUAUGGAAUUUGUGCGUUAACUUUCAUAAUGGUUCUAAGACAUGGGCAGACACUUUUUUUUUAAAUCUGUAAAUUUAGAAGACAAUAAAUAUAAACUGCGCACAGCUUUUGAUGAAAC
Messenger RNA from Cheilinus undulatus (humphead wrasse), 2624 nucleotides. It is a transcript of the gene kcmf1, whose product is annotated as potassium channel modulatory factor 1. Gene Ontology annotation, molecular function: zinc ion binding. The transcript is spliced from 7 exons. The record is from RefSeq and is a predicted model, not a curated record. Gene Ontology annotation, cellular component: plasma membrane. Bases 173 to 1342 code for a protein of 389 amino acids. Lineage: Eukaryota; Metazoa; Chordata; Actinopteri; Labriformes; Labridae. Gene Ontology annotation, biological process: synaptic signaling.